Messenger RNA from Arabidopsis thaliana (thale cress), 1470 nucleotides. RefSeq names its product beta glucosidase 14 (gene BGLU14). The transcript is spliced from 2 exons. Gene Ontology annotation, molecular function: hydrolase activity, hydrolyzing O-glycosyl compounds; beta-glucosidase activity. Gene Ontology annotation, biological process: carbohydrate metabolic process. Bases 1 to 1470 code for a protein of 489 amino acids. The record is from RefSeq and is marked reviewed. Lineage: Eukaryota; Viridiplantae; Streptophyta; Magnoliopsida; Brassicales; Brassicaceae.
AUGACAAGUAAAUAUUUCUCCGUACUAGUGUUCAUCAUCUUGGCUUCCAAUGAAGUUGUUGCCAAGAGACACUCUUCAACACCUAAAUUAAGAAAAACUGAUUUCCCAGAAGAUUUCAUUUUCGGAGCUGCAACCUCUGCGUACCAAGUUGAAGGAGCUGCUCAGGAAGAUGGUAGAGGACCUAGUAUAUGGGAUACGUUUUCUGAAAAAUACCCAGAAAAGAUAAAAGAUGGUAGCAACGGAUCUAUUGCAGAUGACUCUUACCAUCUUUACAAGGAGGAUGUGGGUUUAUUGCAUCAAAUUGGGUUCAAUGCCUAUAGAUUCUCCAUCUCGUGGUCGCGUAUUUUGCCUCGUGGGAAUCUUAAAGGAGGAAUCAACCAAGCUGGUAUUGACUAUUACAACAACUUGAUCAAUGAGCUUUUGUCUAAAGGAAUUAAGCCUUUCGCAACCAUUUUCCAUUGGGACACACCACAAGACCUUGAAGAUGCUUACGGAGGAUUCCGUGGGGCAGAAAUUGUUAAUGAUUUUCGCGACUAUGCCGAUAUUUGUUUCAAGAGCUUUGGAGAUCGAGUGAAACAUUGGAUUACAUUGAACGAGCCAUUAACAGUGGUGCAACAAGGAUAUGUUGCAGGUGUUAUGGCUCCAGGAAGGUGUUCAAAAUUUACAAACCCUAACUGCACCGCCGGGAAUGGAGCCACCGAGCCUUAUAUCGUUGGUCACAACCUUAUCCUAGCUCACGGAGAAGCAAUCAAAGUCUAUAGAAAAAAGUAUAAGGCUUCUCAAAAAGGUCAAGUCGGUAUAGCUUUGAAUGCAGGUUGGAACUUACCUUAUACAGAAUCAGCUGAGGAUAGGUUAGCCGCGGCACGAGCCAUGGCUUUCACAUUCGACUAUUUCAUGGAGCCGCUCGUGACCGGUAAAUACCCGGUUGACAUGGUUAACAACGUAAAAGGCGGUCGCUUGCCUACAUUUACUUCAAAACAAUCUAACAUGCUUAAGGGAUCAUAUGAUUUCAUUGGCAUCAAUUAUUACUCGUCUUCUUAUGCAAAAGAUGUUCCUUGCUCAAGCGAAAACGUUACAAUGUUCUCUGAUCCUUGUGCUAGCGUCACAGGCGAAAGAGAUGGAGGAAUUCGUGAUCUUAUCCUCUAUGCAAAAUACAAGUUCAAAGACCCUGUCAUGUACAUAACAGAAAAUGGGAGAGAUGAAGCUAGCACUGGUAAAAUCUUACUUAAAGAUGGCGAUAGAAUCGAUUACUACGCUCGACAUCUCAAGAUGGUUCAAGACGCUAUCUUGAUUGGAGCAAACGUUAAGGGCUUUUUUGCAUGGUCGUUGCUAGAUAACUUUGAAUGGGCAUCGGGGUACACGGUCAGGUUUGGACUUGUUUACGUGGAUUUCAACGAUAGACGUAAGAGAUAUCUUAAGAAAUCGGCUCACUGGUUCAGACAUUUAUUGAAUGGAAAAAAGGAGAAUUGA